Messenger RNA from Microthlaspi erraticum, 3000 nucleotides. NCBI's taxonomy places the organism in Eukaryota, Viridiplantae, Streptophyta, Magnoliopsida, Brassicales, Brassicaceae. The record is from the annotation of a GenBank genome assembly.
AUGCAGCAACCGAGGGAAGCAAAGGAGAACAAGAACAAGGAGAGAAACGUUAAAGGAAGAGAUCUAAUCGAUGUUCUCUUCUCAUGGUCACUUCUUGAUGUCAUAAACUCAAAUCUCUACAAAGGAAAGGUUGAUAAGAUCCCAACCAAAUUCCCUUCAUACACAGAGUACUUGAACUCUUUUUUGAAUCCGAUAAUUGAAGAGACGCAUUUUGCGUUGUUAUCAAGCAUGGAGACUCUCAGACAAGCACCAGCUUUCAAGCUCUGGGAGAUCAAGCCAGCGAAAGAUUUCAAGCCUCCGAAGAAUCUCUUUUAUGAGGUUUCUUUGCUGAUGAUGACCAAUGGAGAUCGAAGAAUGUUAGAGGUGAAUGAUCUCAUUGCCGUGACUGAUAAGAAGCCAAAUGGUGUAGAGGACUUGUGCUGCUCCAACGAGUCUUGCGUGAUGGCUCUGGUGUGUGGAGUUCAGGAGGAUCGUCCACAUCUGAUAACGAUCUUGGCCUCCAAACCCAUCGCUCUCGAGAAAGAUAGCAUUGGAUCGACGAACAGAGGAAAGGGUGUGAAGAAAAGCUUGAACCUUUAUGGUGUUUCUCUGAUCAACAUGAUGACAAACAUUCGCAUUUGGACCGCGUUGCAUCCAAAUCCAGAAGAAGGAGAAGGAAACCUGAAUCUCAUAUCUACAGUCAUUGAAAGCCACAAUGAGGUUGGUGACAAAAGGUGUGUUUCUUGCCAAGAAAACGGUGAGAAGCUAGUGCCACAACAGUUAGAGCGGUUUAAACUGAAUGCUUCUCAGGAGAAUGCGAUUUGGAGUUGUUUAGAAGCUAAAGAUUGCGACCAUCGCAACACUAUCAAACUGAUAUGGGGACCUCCGGGCACAGGGAAGACGAUGACGACAAGUGUUCUGCUUUUGAAUCUUCUGAAACUGAAAUGCAGGACAUUGACUUGUGCACCCACUAACAUAGCUGUUUUGGAAGUUGCUUCAAGGGUUGUUAAGUUAGUCUCUGAGUCGUUGAGGUUUGGUGGGUAUGGUCUUGGAGAUGUUUUGCUGUUUGGUAAUGAAGAAAGGUUGAAGAUCGAUGAACGAGAGGGUCUCUCCGAUGUUUUUCUUGAUCACCGGGUUGAUGAGCUGGAUGAUUGCUUCCAGGCUGAGACCGGAUGGAGAGCAAAUGCUUAUCAUAUGAUUUGUUUGCUCAGUGAUCCUAAACAAGUGUAUUUCAAGUCUUUAGGCAAUCACACGAAGCGGUUUGAUGAGUAUGUAGAGGAGAGGUUAAGCAAACUGAUAAUGGAUCUAAAUUCUCAGUUCACAACUCUGUGUCUGCAUUUACCAACAUCUGUGCUCUCCUCUGAAGUUGCAGAACAAAUGAGUCAGACUAAAGAUCUUCUUAAGCGUAUGAAAGUUUCAGAUGUGGUGGGAGAUUCAGUGGAAGGAAACGAUACAAGAAAGCAAGAUUGUCUGAAGAUGUUGAUGUCCAUUUACCAAAGUAUCCAACUUCCUGAUUUCAUAGGAAAUGUUCUACUCAGAAAGCUCUGCUUAGACAAUGCUCGUUUGUUGUUCUGCACAGCAUCAAGCUCUGCGAGGUUACAGAUGUGUACUCCAGUACAGUUUCUAGUGAUUGACGAAGCUGCUCAGUUAAAAGAAUGCGAGUCUACGAUUCCUCUGCAACUUCCGGGACUUCAACAUGCGAUUCUAAUCGGUGAUGAGAAGCAGUUGCCUGCAAUGAUUCAAAGCAAGAUUGCUUCAGAGGCUGGUCUUGGGAGGAGUUUGUUUGAGAGGCUGGUGUUGUUGGGACAUAAGAAAAUGUUGCUGAACAUGCAGUACCGGAUGCAUCCUUCGAUUAGUAUAUUCCCUAACAGAAAGUUUUAUGGUAAGAAGAUCUUGGAUGCUCCUUCUGUGAGAAUGAGAAGUCAUGAGAGAACGUUUCUUCCUGAGAGAAUGUAUGGACCUUACUCUUUCAUCAACGUAGCGCAUGGAAGAGAAGAGUUUGGACAAGGUUCCAGCUUGAAAAACGUUGUGGAAGUCUCUGUUGUGGCUGAGAUACUCUCCAAGCUUUACACAGCAUCAAGAAAGGCGCAGAAACCGAUCAGCGUGGGUGUGAUUUCACCGUACAAGGCUCAAGUGUGUGCGAUCCAAGAAAAGAUAGGUGAAAAGUAUAGUACCGGAGAGCUGUUCUCAGUGAGUGUUAGGUCCGUAGAUGGGUUUCAAGGCGGUGAAGAAGACAUCAUUAUAAUCUCAACUGUUAGGUCCAACCGUAAUGGAAUAAUUGGUUUUCUGUCUAACCAACAGAGAACCAAUGUAGCACUCACUCGCGCCAGAUACUGCUUAUGGAUUCUUGGAAAUGAGGCAACUUUAACGAAGAAGAAAUCGGUUUGGAGGCAGUUAGUAAAUGAUGCGAAAUCAAGAAAAUGUUUCUAUUACGCAGAAGAAGAUGAAUCUUUAGCUCAGUGUGUUGAAUUAUCAACAACAGCAGUUGACGAUCUUCAUGAGCUCCAAAAGAAGAAGUCUAUUUCCUUUAAAAAUUCGAUAUGGAAGGUUUGUCUUACCGAUGAGUUCUUGAAAUCUGUGGAGACGAUCGUAGACUCUGAAAUCUACAAAAGGGUUAAGAGCUUUUUGGAGAAGUUGUCAAAUGGGGAGCUUCACCAAGAGUCGGAGACUGAGAGUGAUAAUCUCUUUAGACAACAAGAGAUCGGUGAUGGCCUAAGUCUCAUUUGGGCAAUAGAUACAAUCAAGAAAGAUCAUCAUUAUGUCCAAGUUUUGAAGAUCUGGCACGUUUUGCCAUCUUCAGAUGUUUCUCGUGCCGAAGAAUGUCUAGAGAAGUAUUACAAGAGAUGCACACAAGUGAAGAUAGAACAGUGCAGAUACAUUUUCUCUCAAGGAAAUUUAGUUGUACCGAUGAAAUGGCCGGUCAAGUCUUGCUCGAAGAAAGACAAUAUAAGCGAUGUUUCAAGAUUGUUUGCGUCGAUGAGUGUUGAAGCUCCCAACACAUCAAGAAAUAGUCGAGGGUGA